AUGGGCAACAGCCCUACGAAACUCAGCCAGCGGUUGGAGCGCGCCGAGAAGACGGGCGUCCUCGCGCUGCGUGACUGUGGCCUCGAGAAGGUGCCGGACCGCGUCGUCAGCGUGGCGGGCUUACGCGUGCUCGACAUGUCGCACAACAAGCUGACCUCGCUGCCGAGCUCCCUCUCGCGGCUGGAGGGCCUCAAAGACCUCAGCCUCGACGCAAACAAGCUCGCCUCUCUGCCCGCACAGAUCUGCAUGCUGCCUCGGCUCGAGACGCUCUCGGCGCCGUCGAACGACCUCACCUCGCUGCCGGGCGCGAUCGGCUCGCUCGUCAAGCUGCGCAAGCUGGUGCUGACAGGGAACCGGCUGACGGCGCUUCCCGACAGCCUCUGCGCGCUCGCUGCCCUGCCGGAGGCGCUCGGCCAGCUCGGGUCGCUGGUGGAGCUGACCCUCGCGGAGAACUGCCUCUCCGCCGUGCCCGCCUCCACGGGAUCGCUGAGGCGGCUCAAGGACCUCGACUUGCGCGGCAACCCUCUCGAGGGUCUUCCGGCCGGCCUGCUCACCGACACGCCGCUGCAGCACCUGCAGCUCGACGAGAGGCUGCUCGCCAAGGACGGCUCGCUGCGGGAGGACGUCGAGGGGCGCGAAGCGUACGCCGCGCGCCGCAAGGCGAGAAUCGACAAGGAGCUGCACGGUAAGGCGACUGGCGGAGACGUCAACUUCUCCUCGUGAGCCCCUGAUAGCACGCCGGCCGCCGCGCCUCACCCGAGGGGCGCGCCGGGGCUAUCGACGUCGGCACGGAGCCACGGCGCGCCGCCCGCGCACGUGGCUCAACACACUCGCACAACGAUGCGUUAUCUGUUCAUAUUUCUUGUAUUUUAUUACGCGUUUUCAGUUUCA
This is a messenger RNA of Emiliania huxleyi CCMP1516, 891 nucleotides long. RefSeq lists its product as hypothetical. Lineage: Eukaryota; Haptophyta; Isochrysidales; Noelaerhabdaceae. The record is from RefSeq and is a predicted model, not a curated record. The coding region runs from base 1 to 723 and encodes 240 amino acids. Gene Ontology annotation, molecular function: protein binding. The transcript is spliced from 2 exons.